UCCCAUCCCUGACACCGUGAGACCACGACAGCUGUCCGGAUAUAUCAAAAGUUAGAUAAACAAUUGUUUGGCAGGCAACAUUUGACUUCUUGGCCAUAUCCAGCAUCAUGUUCUUGUUCGGCGUCCUUCUCCUCGCAGCGUCGGCCUACGGGCAGGGCACAAUACAGCACUGCAUCCACUCCAACGCUGAGAAGCUGACUGCAGACAACGUCAUCGAAAUGGUCAUGGUCGACAUGGACACCAACAAAGACCGCUACAUCUCCGACCUGGAGCUGCUGAUCGAGUUUGUCGGAAGGUUCGACACCAACGGUGACAGCAUGAUCACGCGCGAGGAGUUCCUCCCCAAGUGGCACGAAUAUUACAAGGACGUCCCUGAAUUUGCCAGCUACCUCUUCGAUCACUUCGACCGCACCAACGACGGUUUCCUGGGACUGUACGACGUGCCCGGUCUCAAGGCCCAGGUGGAUCUGGACACUGAUGGCCGGGUAUCUGAGGUGGAGUUCACCAUCUUCAUGACGCAUCUGUACCAAGAUUGUGUCCCUCACUCACACAAGGACCCAACUGCCUGAUUCUGCUUCGGACAACAUCAAUGAAGAAAAUAAAUCAUACUAUUGUUAA
Molecule: messenger RNA, 618 nt
Organism: Haliotis rufescens (red abalone)
Lineage: Eukaryota; Metazoa; Mollusca; Gastropoda; Lepetellida; Haliotidae
Exons: 6
Coding region: 108-569 (153 amino acids)
Molecular function (GO): calcium ion binding
Source: RefSeq, a predicted model, not a curated record